Rotaria socialis is the source of this 2094-nucleotide messenger RNA. The record is from the annotation of a GenBank genome assembly. NCBI's taxonomy places the organism in Eukaryota, Metazoa, Rotifera, Eurotatoria, Philodinida, Philodinidae.
AUGUCACACUACAUAUGCAAUCAAUGUGAUGGAUCGUCAGGAGAUGAGAAAAAUUAUAAUGGUGAAUUGAUUAAUGAAAAAAUGAAUAGCAGGAUGAAUCAAAAUAAUAUACCAAAUAAUGACACGAAUAAUGAUUUAAAACAAAAUGAAUCAUCGACAAAACACAAAAAACCUUUCAAGAGGCAACUUACAUCAUCCAGCUACAUUGGAGAUAAUUACCCAAAUGAUGAAGACAAUGAUUAUUUUAUAACUGUUGGUAAAAAUAGCAAACGCAAACAAAGAACUAAGGACGGCAACAAUGAAUUUGAUAACAAUGACGAAAACACUCUAAUCAUAGACCACGUAAAUUCUUCAACAACAGCUCCGAAUGUAAAUACUGGACGAACAUUUCUAAACAGCAAAAGUAAAAUAAAAAGUAAUGUAAACAAAAAUGAAAUAUCCUAUGCACGUCAAAUGAAUCAUGCACAGAAAGAAAAUAUACAGAAUGACAAAAAUAUACAUGAUAACUACAAUAUGUCGGAUAAUAAUAAAGGAAAUAACGAAAUGAUGACUGAAUCUCUACGAAUUGAAUUAAAUAAGAAAUCAAACACGAACGAAAAUAAUAAACUAAAUGAAAACAAUAAUUCGAGCAUUCAAAUCUCACAGCAUGCUUUACAUUACGCUGUUGAAAACCAUCUAUCUCCAAUAAGAUUAGAGUGCAUGCCAAAAAUAAAUGAAAAUAACCAAGGAAAAGAAGUAAUAAAAGCACUUUUCUCAUAUAUGGAAAAAACCUUUCGUCAGAAAAAUAAAAACUAUCAACAUCCGCUAGGUUUUGAUUACUGGUACAUAAAUAAAAGCGGUGAUCUAAUCUGCUACACGAAACAUACUGAACUAUUUGUAUAUUUAUGUGAACCUCAAAAUUACCCAACCGAACUCGAAAAUAUCUUGAUUACACCAACACGACCAAAACAUCUACCACCGCAACAUUCAAUUGUACUCAAAACUGUACCUAAUUACAUUACCAAGGAAGAAAUUGAAAUGGAAACUAAAAAGUCGUUUAAAUCAAUAUUCAAUUUAGAAGAAAUGAAAGGUUCCUUUACAGAUAAAUCCAGACAUAUUAGACUUGAACUUACAUCUAUUGAUGAAUAUAAUACAUUACUUAACAAUAAAGGAAUUACUAUAAAUGGUCAUAUAAUAAAUGCAUUUGAAUUUCUUUCACCACCACAGAUAUUAAUAUGCUCAAAAUGUAACGACCCUGGGCAUAUCAAACGCAACUGUAACUUUCCAUAUGAAGCAUGCAGAAGAUGUGGACAAGAUCGUACAAUAGGAGAACAUAAAGAAUGCAUUAUUAGCUGCCACAGGUGCGAACAAAACCAUUUAGCAACAGAUUACAAAUGCCCAUUUAUUAUUGAAUACCGUCGAUCAUUGGUUUACAAACUUAAACAACAACCCAAUCUAUUACCGUCUAAUAUGCAAAUGUUCAUUCCAAUUGAAUGUCGUGAAAAGGGCAUUAAAAAUAAUAUGAUACUAAAAAAUCCAUCUAACGAAGCGAACAAUUCAACAUUACAAUCCAACUCAACAAGAUUCAACUUAUUCUCUCAUGCCUGGCCAACAUUAAACAAAACAACAAAUAAUAAUAAUAUUAUCCCGUAUUUGAACGAUCAAAACAUAUGGAAAGAGUUAGAAUUAAAACAAGAUGAAAUUAAUAAAAAAAAUGAUGAAAUUAAUAGAAAAUUACAGUUUAUGCAAACAAAGUAUGAUGAUUACAUGAGCAAGAUGGGAUCGAUUAUAUUAAUAAUGUCACAGCAAGUUAAAAUUCAAAAUGAUAAUAUUGAAAGAUGUUACACAACAAUGAAUGAAUUUCUACCAAUAUUAUCAUCAAACCUCGAAGCAUUUCAAUGUAUAAUCACCAAACCUGGUAUGUUGAACCCACAGGAUAAUAAAAAUAGUUUGGAAACCCAAAACAUACUUAAACAUAUCUCACAAUCACUUGUCUUCAUAAAAGAUAGAAGUGAUUUUCUCACCUCAAAUCAAAAAAUACUUAGAUCUCUUGUUGAACAACAAAAUGCACUAAUGGCACAGAGUAUAAAUAGCUUAAUAUCUUUAAAUGAAUAA